AUAGGGGUCGGGGCAGGUUCAUGGGUCGGGCCCCAACGCGGCUGGGGGCCUGUUCCGCCGCCUCAGGCUAGGCGUUGGCACCCCCUAGCCCGAGGAAUGGCAACGUGUGCUGGGUGGUUGUUUUCUCCUGCGCUGGGGGCCAACCAGCUUAUGUGGCUUUUGUGUGACUGGGGAUGUUUGGAGGCGGCGGGGAGAUUUCUGACACUGACCGUCAAUAGGAAACACUCGUCUAAAUGGUAGCGUCUAUCCCCCCGUACUACCAGGGGCCUCUUCUUAACACCUUUCAUAAUGGUUGGAUUGCCUCCGACAUUGAUCUUGAAAUUGUGGAAGACUAUGCUGGAAGAUGGCAGGUUCCUUUGCCUCAGCUUCAGGUGCUUCAGACAGCUCUUUGUUGUUUCACGUCUGCCUGUGUAUCAUUCCCAGCUGAAUGUGAGCACGUACAAUAUGUUUUGAGUAGCCUAGCUUUGAGUUUUUUUGAAUUGCUGCUGUUCUUUGGAAAAGAUGAAUUCUAUGAAGAUCCUUUAAAAGAUAUUCUAGGUUCAAUCCAGGAAUGCCAAAACCUCCUAAGCAGAUAUGGAAAUGUGAACCUGGAAUUAGUGACUCGAAUUAUCAGAGAUGGAGGGCCAUGGGAAGAUCCAGUAUUACAAGCAGUUCUUAAAGCAAAGCCUGUAUCUCAGGAGUUAGUUAACAAAUAUUUAAGCUCUGAAAAUCCACUAUUCUUUGAACUACGUGCCAGAUACCUUAUUGCCUGCGAACGCAUCCCAGAGGCAAUGGCUUUUAUCAAAUCUUGCAUAAAUCAUCCAGAAAUCAGUAAAGAUUUGUAUUUCCAUCAAGCUUUUUUCACCUGUCUUUAUAUGUCUCCAGUAGAAGAUCAGCUAUUCCAGGAGCACUUAUUGAGGACUGAUUGCAAGAGUGGAAUUGAGAUCAUCUGCAACACUGAAAAAGAAGGGAAGACUACCUUAGCCUUACAGCUGUGUGAAUCGUUCCUGGUCCCACAGCUCCAAAAUGGGGACAUGUAUUGUAUCUGGGACCUGAUAUUUAUGUGGAGUAAACUGCAGCUUAAAUCUAACCCUUCGAAACAAGUAUUUGUUGAUCAGUGCUACCAGCUUUUAAGGAUAGCUACAAAUGUCAGAGUAAUUUUCCCUUUCAUGAAAGUCAUUAAGGAUGAAGUUGGAGACGAUGGUUUGCAGAUUUGUGUUGAAAUAUGUGGCUGUGCUCUGCAGUUGGACCUUCGUGACGAUCCAAUUAUGAAAUGUCUCAUAUAUAAAACGAUUGCUCAUUUUUUGCCAAAUGACUUGGAGAUACUCAGAAUUUGUGCGCUUUCUAUUUUUUUUCUUGAGCGCACCUUAGAAUCAUAUUACACUGUUGAACAUCUAUAUAAAUGUGCAGAUGAAGAGUAUAAUGAGCACACUAGUUCUGUUCAGAACCGUGUACGUUUUGAGUUGCUUCCAAUUUUGAAGAAAGGUUUGUUUUUUGAUCCUGAGUUUUGGAAUUUUUUGAUGAUCAAGCAGAAUUGUUUGUCACUGUUGAGGGACAAAGCAUCUGUUGGCUUAGGUGCAAGUACACUGGAAAAUUCUGUUGCUAAUACAGAGAAGCCGAUGGAACGUCAGGCUUUGAGUGAAGAAAUCUCUUUAACAGAUCUAAGUAAUGGGGAACUUGACCCUGAAGACCCCUCUGAAGACCAAUCUAAUGGUCAUGCCAGAAAGAACCAUGUAGCUCUUGCAGCAUCUAAAAUAGAUCAUAAUGUACCAAGACACCGUUGUGCAUUAUGCAACAGGGAAUUUCUUGGUGGUCACAUUGUGAGGCAUGCACAGGCUCACCAGAAAAAAGGCAGUUUUUCAUGUGUAAUAUGCUGUAGGAAAUUCAGGCAAAGAGGAAUCAUGCUGAAGCACUUAAGGAAUCAUGUCAAGAAAAUACAAAGACAGCAUCUUGCUGCUACCCAUCAUGAUGAUCAGGAAACCCCUGCUUUAAAUGAAGUAAAUUGCUCUCAUGCGUCAGUCUCUUUUGAAAAUGGGAAUUCUAACAGUUCUAAAGGUAAUGAAUCAGAGGUUGCAGUAGUUCCAAGUACUGAUAUGGAACUACAAAACCAUGACCAGGAAUUGGAUGUGGCUGAAAAUCAUGUAAGCCAACAGGAUAAUGUUGUUGAAAACGGUAGUUGUGACAGCUGUUUAAAUAAUACUCCUGAGCCUUUAACUACAGAGGGUUUGGCUGAGGGUGGCAGUAGCCCAAGUCAAGAGUCUCCUAUACUUCAUAAAGUAAAUGGAGCUUUGUGCUCUCAAAAGGAUCCGGAUGUUAUGGAUCAAGAAGGUAACUUCAAGUGCCCUGCCAACAGUUGCAUUAGAGUGUUUAAAAAGAUAAGAUUUCUCAAUAAACAUGCAAGAAAAGCUCACCCAGCUGAUCUGAAGGUGCAGCAGCAUAUAAUGAAGUGGAAUAAAGGAAAAUGUCGGUUCUGUCAGAGAAAGUUUGCAGAUUCUCAGCAUUUCAUAGACCACCUGAAGCGACACGUAUAUCCAAAUGUUUACUUUUGUUUACAUUUUAACUGUAAUCAGAGAUUUAAGCUGUCCACUGAGCUUGCAGAGCAUACGAAAAGUCACAGUGUUUUUAAAGCUCAGUGCAAUUUUGCAGAGUGCUGCGAGCUUUUUGAAGAGCUUCCUUUGCUGUAUGAACAUGAGGCUCAGCAUUAUUUAAACAAAACGGAGUGUUCUGAAAUAAAUGAAAAAAAUUUGUCAGAUACUCUAUCGGAGUCGCUUUGUGGUUUUCAAGAAAAAGAUGCUUCUAGUAGCGAAAAAGAAGCUGUAGAUUUACCAGUUCCAACUUGGAAGGCAAGGAAAGACUCUACAGAACCAAAGACAUAUAUCCAGAGUAUUGAGAAGAAAGCAUACAAUGUAACUCAGAAUGGGAGUGAAAAUUCAUCUGUUACUGCUACAGUUUUAAGCUUGAUAGACCAAAAGAUGCCUAUAGUACAGCCAAAAACUGAAAACUGUAAUGUUCGUGACCAACUGGUCAAUGGGCACAUUGAACUGGAGCAGACGUGUUCAGCUUCAUCAGAUGCAGCUUUGGACAGAGUGGCAGAUGAAACAAGGACAGAAAAUGGGUCAAUACCUGUUUUACAGAACAGCAAUGAUGUACCACAAAACAAUACUGCUGCAGUCUCUCAGUCACCUUCGAAACCAAAUCAGACAACUGAAAAUACUUCAUAUGGCUUAAUUGUGACAAAACCAUAUGUUAGACCGUUGCCUCCAAGUUACCUUGAUGAACGAUACAUUAGCAUGCCAAAACGUAGAAAAACUUUAACUGAUAAAAUAGAUUCCCAUUCUGAGCAAGAUAAAGCUUGUAGCAAAUCAACAGAAAGAUUUAGAUGUGGGAACUGCCUGACCACCUACUGUAACUCAGAAGCACUUGAGGCUCACCUUGCACAAAAGAAAUGUCAGACGCUGUUUGGAUUUGAUUCAGAUGAUGAAAGUGCCUGAUUAAAUGUUGUGGGAAGAUGAUUCAACUGAGGAGUGGUGUGAGAAAACACUACAUGAAGAAGCAUCAGUUUGCUGUUUCCCAGAUGGCCUUAAUCAUAAAGCAGACUCAAAUUACUAAAGAAAAAUGUGACCUUGAUAAAAGACAAAGCACAUUUUCUAGCUAGAACUCAGAGGACUAGUAGGAGCUGUGCAGGUUUUGAGUCCCGAAAGGUUGCUACAAACUCCCCAAAGUACCAGUUAUCCAGAAAGCCCAUGAAUUCCCAGUGUAUGAUCAAAGAACAGCAGCAGAGUGUGUCUGACAUAAGCUCUUAAGAAAAAUAAAACACUCAGCUGAGCAGGCAGAGAAGAGGAGUGGCUGUUGCCUUAGAGAAAGAAACACCACUGUAACCUGUGCCACUGGAUUAAAAAGAUGUAAUAAGAGAAACCCUUCCUAUCCCUGCAAGUUGAAAGGGACUUGCUCCACAUUAUUAAGAAGAUUUAAUUUACAGAGACGUUACAUUUAUGUUCAUGGUAUGGAUAAAAAUCUGAUGGAGGAAAUGGACAUUUUUUUCAAACUUUGUGUCUUUAACAAAAAAUCAUGGAGGUCAUUUAAUAAACUUGCGUUCAGAAUCCAAAAUGAAGAGUGUAGAGAAGUCUAAAAUGGACAGUGUGUACCAAUAGCCAAAAAGUUAAAGUACAGAAUAUACAAUGAAAAUUGUAUCAACAGUCUGAUAUUAGAUAUGUCUGCUGUACAAGACACAAUUCAGAUGCACUUAAAAGCCCACUUAAAGUAUAGGACAAAACUACACAUACUGAUUUUAUGGAAAUGUUAAAUAAAAAGUCCCUUACAGACACUGAGGCUAUGUCUUCACUACCGGCCAUAUCGGUGGGUAGCAAUAGAUUUCUCGGGCAUCGAUAUAUCACAUCUCAUCUAGACUUGAUAUAUCGAUCCCCGAACAAGCUCCUGUCGACUCCGGAACUCCACCAAUGCGAACAGCGGUAGCGGAGUCGAUGGGGAGCCGUGGACGUCGAUCCCGUGCCGUGAGGACGGUAGAUAACUCGAUCUAAGAUACUCUCACUUCAGCUACGCUAUUCACAUAGCUGAAGUUGCGUACUUUAGAUUGGUUUCGCCCCCUAGUGUAGACCAGCCCUGAGAUAUUUAACACAAGUAAUGUGUACAGCAGCUGCUGGGGCUAACAUGUACAGAUUGAGGCUAAAAAAUAAAUGUAUGCACGGAGUGAAGAAAGGUGAAUUUGAGCUGGAGUAUAAUGCUAAAAUAUCCAAAUAUAAAGAUCCUUCAGUUCUUAGUAUGACUGAUAGGAAAGCAUCUCUGUUCAAUUCUGUCCAUGAAAAAUGUGAAUUAAAUGAAGAUAGAACAACAGAAGACAAAGCAAAGAAUGUCAGUUAUUAGCAAAAAUAGAUCAGGAAGAAACUCAGCAUCCUGCAGUGAUGCAGCACUGAGUUUUGAUUUACCAAGUAAUGCUCUAUCAUGUAAAGGAGGAAUGGGAAAAUGUUAACAGGUCAACCUUAAAACACAGUACAGCCAGCAGUAGCAGUCUCUCUGAAAAAGGUGGUUGUCCUUAUCAGAAACGAAUGCAAAAGCUCAGCAAUGUAAAGCAAAGUUUGGCCAGCAAAAGAUUGCUGGUAAAAGUGACAUCCAGAAUUAGUCUGUAAGGAUGGAAAGUUUCAAUGUCGCCUCUAUGUAACAGGCAUAAAGACAUACACAACAAAAAGGCAUUCCUGAGUUUUACUCAUGAGGGUAUUGUGCAUCAAAAAUUAAAUUCUGUGCCAAAAAAUUAAGAAUUCCACACACAAUGUUAAAAUUCUGCAAAUUUUAUUUGUGAAAUAAAUGUGGAGGCUCCAGCAUGGCAUUGGAGAGCACAGGAAAUGGUAGAUCACUGUGAAGCUCCCCUUCCACCCCACGCUACGGACUCGGCAAUGAGGCUGCACCCAUCCCUAACACAGUGCAAGGACAGGACUUGCCCUAGAAAUAGCCCAGAGUCCUGCCCCUCCAUGCCAGGUGCACCAGGUGUGGGCAGGCAGACUUGGCAAGGCAGGAUCCAAGUGUGGAGGGGCUUAGUGUGGGGGAAUCCAGGUUUGGGUUGAGAGAUUUCUCUGUGGGGCGAUUUGAGUGCGGGCAGCUCAGUGGGGGAUCUGGGUGUGGGAGAGACCUGGAUGCAGAGGGGCUUCUUGGAGGGGGGGGGGGUUUGGCAACGGUAAUGGGUUUCUGCAGAGGGAGUCCAGGUGAAGGUGGUUGGGGUUCAGUGCGGGGGGAAUCUCAGUGGGGGCUCUUGGUGUGGCUUAACGGGGGAUCCAGAUGCUGGGGGACUGGAGCUCAGUGGGGUAGGGAUCCACGAGCAGCUGCUUGGGGCUUGGUAGGGUGAGAUUUCAGGUGUUGGUGUUUCGUCGAGGUUGUCCAGGUGCAGAGGGAGUGGGUUUUGGGUGAGUAGGUGGGGGGUGAGGCUCAGCAGGAGGGUCUGAGAGGGUCUGGAUGCAAGGGAGUGGUGUGGAUUGGGGAGCAGCAGCUCCCUGUACAGUUAACCCUCCCCCCUGCAGCUGAGGAGCGAUGGGUGCCGGAAGCGUGAAGGAGUGAAUUUUCAGAGCUUUCUACAGCCCGGGGAGAAAUUGGAGUGGGUCUGACACAGCCCCAGAUGCUAUGCAGAGGAAGAGGAAGUCCCAUCCUCCCCAGCCCAGCUGGGACUAGCAGCUAAACCCGGCACAGGGUAGGUGUCAUCAGCUGGGUUUUCCCCAGUCCUGGCUCUGGCCCUCCAGUGAUUUACUUUCUGCUAGCUUCCCUGGGCACCCGAAACAUAUUGCUAGGCAGGGUCUCAUGAUUGCUCUUGUAGCUUCCCUGUCAGAAAAUCAUUUUUUCUGUAGGGAAGCAAAAAAAUCUGCAGGGGACAUAAAUUCUGCGCAUGCACAGAGGCGCAGAAUUCCCCCAGGAGUAGAGUUUUCAUCAACAGAGAAUGUUGCAAGUGCUCAGAUUUUCAACUACAAUGAAAAAUUACCCACUAACAAUACUACCUUGUUUUGUAGAUCAUACAAACUACAUUUAUUUCGGACCCUGCUUGGUGCUGUAGGCUAGAUGCUUGGGUACGUUCAGAGGCAGCAGGUGUGGUUGAUAACAGUGGCAUGAGUCAAAUUUUCACAGUUAUCUAGGACAACACAGAAGGGCUUUCUCAGCUCAAUUAGUUUGCUCAUUGAAUGAUUCAUCACAACGUGUGUACAGUAUAGUAAGGCAGUCAGUUUGCUUACUCAACAGAUUAUGUAAGAAUUGAUACCGGUUAAAAAUAUGGAUACAGGAUCUGUUCAUUGUAGCAACAACUGACAUUUGCAAACAGAGAAAGGUUUCAUUGUAAAGUAGGCUGUUAACUAUUUCCGGCACUUAAAACACUAUAGUUGAAAAAUGACUCUGCUAGUAAUCCUCUGUAAAAUCAAAUAGAUGUUCAUGUAACUUCUCCCUCCUCUUCCCCUCGCUUAGGGAAAAAAAGAAUGCUAACUCAGAUUCUUACUACUUCAGUCCUAGAAAAUGCUUCUCUAACUUGGAUUUGGCCAAAAGUAAAAGGGUAUAAAAUUAUGAUCACAGCUAUGUGCGCAUUACAUUAAUACCAAUGUCUGGGGCGCUUCUAGAAAGAUCUGCAUGACAUUUGAGGCACCAAAGAACACAUUUUCUGCUUUAUAUUUACAAGAUAAAGUACAUCGUGUGUAAAAUUUAUUAGCUUUUUAAAUAAAUGAAACUAAGGGAGCAAGUCAGUCAAAUGCAUUUCCAUACUUCCACUUAUCUACUGUGAAAUUUUUACCCAACUAACUUUUAAGAGCCUGGUUAUCUUCUUCAGAAUAUUCCCAGGCUCCCCUUUGUUUUUUACCUUCAGUUUUAGUCUAGUUAAAUUGCUUAAAUCUGGAAAAAAUAAAGGUUAUUUUAGAGUCUUACGUUAUAAAAACUUGAAAACUGGUCAGUAGAUAUGAAAAAAAAACGUAUUAAAUCUUUAAGUGUACUUAAUCUUUGAUGCUUUUUUGUUGGUACUAAAGUGCCACGUGUUGCUUCAAAAACAUGAUUGGGAUUUGUAUUUUCUUGAUUUAAAGUGUAGCUUUUGGGCAUCUAUGUACAUGCAUAAAACUGUGACCAUAAUUUUUCUACCUGUUGAACUCAUUUUUUGUUUAAAGAUGCUUGUGUUGCUCACAACCGUCUGUUUAUAUCAGGUGUUCAGUAUAUAUAAUUUUGAAAAAUCUAGAUUUUAUUUCACUUAGGUGAACACUUAAAGUAAGUGGCAGGUAACAUUUUGAAGUACAGAUUUUAGUUCAAGACAUGUAGUUGUCCCUUCUGUAAAAUGUUACCUGUUGGCAUACUCAGUUGAAGUAUUAAGUAACUAUAAUUUGAAAAUAAAAUAUAUUUCUAAUGUGUGGGAUAUUAUACAUGGUUUAUAGGAUUCAGAGACAUUUAAGACACCAUCCUAAAUUGAGUUGGCAAUUUUUAGAGUUUAAAAAAGUUCCAAAUCUAGGAUUUGUUUUUUUCCAAGACUAAGUGUCAGAUUGUGUAACUUAAAAUACACUUACUCCAACAUUGAUAUAUGGUUUUGAUCCAGCAAAGAAUAUGUGUAAAUUUAAGCAUGCAAAUAGUCCCAUUGAAGUUAAUGGCAGUAUUGAUGUGCUUAGUUUAUUCAUGCACCAAAGUGCUUUGCUGGAUCAAGGUCUGUGUGCUUUUUGUGCAGAUUAUCAUAUUUUAAUCAUCUUCCUCCAAGUGGACUUAACUUGGUUUGACUUGGUGGUUGGUUUUCUAGAGCUCAUCUGUUACUACUUGAACCCACUCCAUUAUAAAGAUCAUGUAAAUUCUAAUUUUCAAAAGUUGCUGCUUGAUAGGCACCCUCCACAAAUUGUGCUAAGUAGGUUGAAAAUGGUCAUAUCCGUGGGGAAAGGUUACUGGUACUUGGGUUAUUUAGCCAUAUUCAUUAAAAAAAACAAACUAUAAAUUGUAUAGUUUGGAUAAUUUAUAACAUUAAAUUUGUGAUUUUAAUAUCACAGUGAAGGUUCAGCUGUACUCAUUUACUUUUCUUGUUUAACAUCAGUGGUAUGGAUGGAAGACUUAAAGGGGUAGUAGUGUUGUUUUUUUAAUUUAUUUGGUACUGUAUAACACCUUUCUGACUAAAUGCAGUGUAUGCAUUUUGGGACUCUGUUAAUUUGUAAAAGCUAUUAAAGGUUCAGCAAGAAAGGAAAUCAGUGCUUCCUUGUUGAAUGUUAAAUUAUUUUACUUUUCAUUUAUAUAAGAGUACAAAUUAAAACUGAGCCAUCAAACUGCAAUAAAUCAACAGUAGUGUUUCAUUUUAAAAACCUUUUUGUACUGUACAUAGAUUUGUUCAAUAAAACAUUGUCUUUGUUGUUAAUAUAAA
Molecule: messenger RNA, 8833 nt
Organism: Gopherus flavomarginatus (Mexican gopher tortoise)
Lineage: Eukaryota; Metazoa; Chordata; Testudines; Testudinidae
Gene: ZNF654
Product: zinc finger protein 654
Exons: 9
Coding region: 234-3470 (1078 amino acids)
Biological process (GO): regulation of transcription by RNA polymerase II
Cellular component (GO): nucleus
Molecular function (GO): DNA-binding transcription factor activity, RNA polymerase II-specific; DNA binding
Source: RefSeq, a predicted model, not a curated record